GGGAAAUAAACCCUUCUUCAACCCCGUCCUCGCUCCUGUAAAACACUGACAGUGAUACCGAUGCUGAUCCAACGGUGUAUACUGGUCCGAGCUCUACACCGUCGUUGUCGUCACUUCUCACAGUCUGCCGCAGCAGUCUCAGCCCCAUCGGAAUCUCCAUCUCUGGAAUCUCCAACUUUUACAUACCUAGACGGGUUACCGAAACCCGACCCUAAGUACGCGGAGACCAUACAUGCAAUUCCGCGAGCUCUGUCCGGAAAGAACAUCUCCGCCAAGGAGAGAAAAGCUGGCCGAACUCCCAGCAUUGUUUUUGAGCAAGAGGAUGGACAGCACGGCGGCAACAAGCGGCUCAUUUCCGUGAAGACUAAUCAGAUCAGGAAGCUAGUUACACAUUUGGGCCGGGCAAAUUUCCUUUCCCGGCUGUUUGAUCUUGAGCUCCGUCCCGAUUUUGAGUCGGAUGAGAUCAUUGAGAAAGUCAGGGUCUUGCCUAGACAGAUUCAUCUACAUGCAGGCACUGAUGCUCCACUCAAUGUUACCUUCAUAAGAGCUCCAUCAAGUGCUCUACUAAAGGUUGAUAUUCCUAUCAGCUUUCGUGGUGAGGAUGUCUCCCCUGGUUUGAAAAAAGGUUCAUUCUUGAAUAUUAUCAAGAGAACAGUGAAGUUUGUCUGUCCGGCAGAUAUAAUUCCUCCUUACAUUGACGUUGAUCUAAGUGAGCUGGAUACAGGGGAGAAGAUAGUAAUGGGGGAUCUCAACGUUCAUCCUGCUCUGAAGCUUGUUCAACCUAAAGAUCACCCUGUUUGCAAAAUUAUGGGAGGGAGGGUUUCUGACCAAAAGAAGACGAAAUAAAUUCUCAUUUUUGUUCAUCCUUUGUUAAAAUUCUGGAUGGUGUAAUUUUUUACCCUUGUCUCAUUUAUUUGUGCCUUGAUGCUUAGUCAGUUGCUCAGUUGUUUGCUUCGAGGGAAAUGGCUUUCCAAGAAUGUGCAGAGACAUCAAUAUACAUCAAGAAGUAUUCAUCUGCUUGACGCAGUCGCAAUUCAAUGUAGAUCACUUGUAAUGGGCUGGUGCCUACCAUAAACAAUGUUACACUCAGCUGCUUGUAACCCAAAAUAUAAAAUCUUAGGGUAUGUUUGGAAGCUUGGGUUGAAGGAGAGUGGAAGAUAUUGAAGGUUAGUCAGAGGCCUGGAAGGGAAAGGGAUGGAAAGUGAAGGAACUCAUUCAUUUUUGCCUUUUGGGGAGUUACAAAUUUGAAAAGAGAGAUAGCUAUGAAAGAAAUAUAAUUAAAAUAAUUUCAGAGGAAAAUUGUUAAAUCUGCCUUCGAAGUAUAUCAAAAAAGUCAGUUAAACCCUUGAACUAAACAAAUGCUUAAUUAAGCCUUUGAACUAUAUAAAAAC
Cuscuta epithymum is the source of this 1391-nucleotide messenger RNA. Lineage: Eukaryota; Viridiplantae; Streptophyta; Magnoliopsida; Solanales; Convolvulaceae. The record is from the annotation of a GenBank genome assembly.